Owenia fusiformis is the source of this 2511-nucleotide messenger RNA. The record is from the annotation of a GenBank genome assembly. Lineage: Eukaryota; Metazoa; Annelida; Polychaeta; Sabellida; Oweniidae.
GGCCUGAAAAUGCUUUCAACAAAAUCAAAUUGGAUAAACAUGCAAAGUAUUAAUAGCCUAUACAUUUAAGUAUUGCUUCGUUACUCACAAACCACCACACAAAAGAAUGGUUUAAGCGUACGGUGUAUGCAUAUGACAUUUAGGAUACGAAUAGAGAAUACAGGUACGAUAUACUACACUGGUAUUACUUGGGAGUAUUACCAUAAACCUAGUGUACUCGUGGCAAACGAAUUAUUUGUACAUAUGUACACGCCCUGAUGUAGUACGAAGUUUAAAACCAGGAAAAUACCCCGGGAAAGUACAGCACUAACUGAUAUCAUGUAAGCGAUAGAAUACUGAAGGACCAAUAAGUACUAGUGGACACUAGUAAAGUUUCGAGAUUCCGUACAGUCUUCCAACAGUAAGUGACUGAUAUUCCGAUCGGUUUGGAUUACUGCGUUAGUGUACAUGUUGCGUCUGUAUAGACUUUGGAGAAUGUGGCCAAGAUCGGUACAGAGGUGGGGCAUGAGGCUUCUCGUUCUCUCUUUGAUAACCACCGUCUACUUCAUUAUUAGUGCCGCGAGAGCAGGGGACCACGAUAGGUCGGAGUAUAUCACCCAAAAACGGGAUGAAAAACUGGAAAAACAUGGAUCUACUGUCAACCCAACACCUAUAAUUGGUAUCACUAGGGAUAUUACAGCGAAGCCUAUUAUUCCCCCGAAGAACACGUCAAAACUUAAAGCAGUAAAUAACCCCAGCCCGUCCAAAAUAGCAGCUUCAGCCCAUCUUCCAACUGCUCCACCUAAACCACAUCUUGGAGAUAUAGAAGGGUUGAUACUAGCCGCCAAUGCGAGUCACGAGGACUGGCCGAAAUAUAGGCACACGUUAACAGGGAUUCAAAACAAAUUGUUUAAAUUCGAAAGACCCCCUGAUGCAAAGUAUAACUUGAAUGCUACAUUAAGUGAUGGUAUUUCAUUAGAUAGGAUGAUCCCCGAUACAAGACCUAAUGAAUGUCUAAAGCUGCAGUAUGAGAUUGAUGAUUUGCCUAGGGCCAGUGUCAUCAUUCCAUUCUAUUUUGAAUCACUCUCCAUGUUAUUACGAACUGUACACAGUAUACUCAAUAGGUCUCCUCCAAAACUUCUGGCGGACAUAAUUCUAGUGGAUGAUGCUAAUGAGGAAGAAUAUCUCCGCGAUCCAUUAUGGGAUUAUCUGAUACAUUUACCAAAAGUGAGAUUAAUCCGCCAUGACGUCAGACAGGGGCUUAUCAGAUCUCGGAUGCAAGGUGCCCGAGCCGCCACUGGUGACGUCAUCAUAUUCCUUGAUUCGCAUACUGAGGCCAAUAACAAUUGGCUGGAGGAAAUUCUUUCCCAGAUUAAAAGAGAUCCUCACGUCGUAGUGCAGCCAUUGGUUGAUGAUAUUGAUGCCCAGACAAUCAAAUAUGGUAUUACAGGCGGCAACAAUAUCGGAAUAAUGAGUUGGGAUCUUAAUUACCGAUGGAUCAAGUUGGGUGAGCACGAGACGAAAAGGUUGAAGUCACCAAUUGACCCUAUCUACACACCUUCACUUGUCGGUUGUGCAAUUGCCGUGCAGAGGGACUAUUUCUUUCACAUUGGAGCUUUCGAUGAAGGAAUGGAUAUCUGGGGUGGAGAGAACAUAGAGUUGUCACUCAGAACUUGGUUGUGUGGCGGAAAAGUGCUGACGCUGCCGUGUUCCAGAGUGGCACAUGCGUUUAAAGAAUUCACCUAUGGAUUCGGUGAACUUGGGAAGGAUACGGUCCUUCAGAAAAAUCUCAUAAGAAUAGCUGAAACAUUUAUGGAUGACCAUAAAAAGUAUUUUUACGCAACGACAAGGACACAUAAAGAGAAAAGGGACGCGAAGUUAAACAAUGCAGAAAUGGCUUCACUAGAGAAAAGAAAAACACUGAGGAAAGAGUUGUCUUGUAAACCUUUUGAAUGGUUUGUAGAUAAUAUCAUUCCAAACCUACCUUUACCGCCCAUGGACGCGGUGUUCUACGGGGAGAUUACUAGUCUAGCGUCUUCCAUGUGCUGGUUUCCCAAACAAGCUAGUGACGGCCUGCUGUAUAUAGCAAUGACAAAUCAGUGUUACUUUCAUAAAAUAAUUCCUGAAAAUUAUUUCAAAAUUACUAAAAGUGGGAGACUAAUGUUUGGAGAACUAUGCGUCGAAGUGAAAAUGCCAUCGCCAUUUUUAGUGCUCAAAAAAUGUAAAUUGGAGGCCGAUAUUUACGAACAGGGCCUGUGGUCGUUGAUGCAGGGCUGGAGUGCGGAAACUGGGAAAGUACAGGUCCAGACAUACAUGGACAAUCAAUUAUACACUUUCUGUAUGGAACAAGUCACCAACAUUUUAGAACCGUAUAAAGGACAACAGAUCCCGCAAGUAGGAAGGUGCCAACAAGAUAAUAGUUUCCAAGAAUGGAGGUUUACUUAUAAGCUCGAUUUUGAAACUCAUACAAAUGGCACUGGAACAAUUUAGCAGAGUGAAAGACGACAGAGUAUAACAUUUUUAUUCGCCUGU